AUGGCAGAAAAGAAGCCUGUGUUUGUCCGAUUCAGAUCUUCCAAUCUCUAUGUUCUAGUGACGGUAUCACUGUCAUUGUUCACAGAUAUGAUGGUCUAUAGUAUCAUUGUCCCCAUCAUGCCAUUUGUCAUUGAUGCUUUACAGAAUGGCAAAUCCCCUGAUUCCGGACCAGAUCCAUAUCAUUCAGAAGUGUCCAAUGGUGGUUCUGUGUCUCAGGAUACAGGUGUUUUAUUAGCUUUAUUUGCUGCAGGUCUUUUAGUCGGCUCUCCCAUUUUGGGCUAUUUAGCGGAUCGAAUGAAACACCGUCAGUGGCCGAUGGUUGCAGGCAUCGCUGGUUUGUUGGGAGCUACAUUGCUCUUCUUGUUUGCUAAUGCGUACUGGGAAUUGCUCUUGGCUCGUUUCUUGCAGGGUUUCUCAGAUGCCUGUGUCUGGACGCUUGGUAUGUGUUUAAUCGCUGAUACAUUUGCACUAGAAGAGCUCGGUACACAGAUGGGCCGAGUGUUGCUGUUCCAUUCUGUUGGCCUUGUUUGCGGUAGUCCUAUUGGCGCCUUGUAUCAAUCAGCUGGCUAUAAAGCCCCUUUUAUACUGUGUAUUUGUUUGGCCGGCAUUGAUUUCAUCUUGCGUGUCUUUUUGGUGGAACGAAGAAAUCGCCCUGCUGAAUGGUUCCAAAAAGAGCCUGUUGUGAAUGCACCCACGAUUGUCCCAUCGACGCUUGUCAACCCCACACCGGGAGACGAUGACAGCAGUAGCAUCAAGAAGAAGAGCAAGCACAAUGUUACUGUGCUUCAACUUUUAAGCCAGCACCGUUUGAUUGCUAGUUUGUUGCUCGCGUUUGCCAACGGCUGCGUCUACAAUGUCUUUGAGCCUACUCUCACUGUUCGAUUAUCUACUGAAUGGGGAUACAAUGCCAGUCAGAUUGGUCUUGUGUUUCUGGCUCAAGUGAUUCCAACAUUCGUUGCUACUCCAUUAGCAGGUAUCAUCAGUGACAGAUAUGGUCCCAAAGUCGUUUGUUUCACUACGCUUGUGGUAUGCGCCAUUACCAUGUUUCUCAUUGGCAUUCCAAGCAACUCUACCGCUGGCGGCAUUGUGCCGUUGAUUGUGAUAUUCGCCAUUCAAGGCUUUACCGCAUUUGCAUUCAUCACGCCUGUUUUACCAGAGCUAGCUUAUGUUGUUGACCAUCUCAACCCUGAUGACGGUGAUUCAGGACAAGGCAUGAGCUAUGCUUUGUUCAACAUUGCCUUUGGUCUAGGUGGUCUUGUAGGUCCCUUGCUGGGCGGAUUUUUGUAUGGCAGGAUUGGCUUCUUCAACAUGUGUGUUGUCAUGGGCGCGUUUCUGGCCGCAUGCUGUCCAUAUGUGUUUUUCUUUACUGGCGAACCUGGUAAAUUCAUUGUUCGUCCUCAGGACAAGAAGCAGGCAUCUACAGCAGCCAUGGUGCAAGUCGAAGAGGAAGUUGCUGCUGAAAAGCAACUCGGCGCUACAACAUCCAGGGCAAUUGGCGAUGCUGAUAGCGACGAGAUUCAAGAAGUUGCGGCAGAUAUACCUCCUAUCAAAGAAAAAGACAUUCGCUUUGCUGAAUAG
Molecule: messenger RNA, 1578 nt
Organism: Mucor velutinosus
Lineage: Eukaryota; Fungi; Mucoromycota; Mucoromycetes; Mucorales; Mucoraceae
Exons: 6
Coding region: 1-1578 (525 amino acids)
Biological process (GO): transmembrane transport
Molecular function (GO): transmembrane transporter activity
Source: RefSeq, a predicted model, not a curated record